This is a messenger RNA of Platichthys flesus (European flounder), 1903 nucleotides long. It is a transcript of the gene arl2bp, whose product is annotated as ADP-ribosylation factor-like 2 binding protein. Gene Ontology annotation, biological process: positive regulation of tyrosine phosphorylation of STAT protein; maintenance of protein location in nucleus. The record is from RefSeq and is a predicted model, not a curated record. NCBI's taxonomy places the organism in Eukaryota, Metazoa, Chordata, Actinopteri, Pleuronectiformes, Pleuronectidae. Gene Ontology annotation, cellular component: mitochondrial intermembrane space. The transcript has 7 exons. Bases 254 to 742 code for a protein of 162 amino acids.
UUAACGUUGACGCAGCUGAAGAGGACACGCACAUUAUUAUUAUUGUGACUUUGGGGAAAACAACACAGCGAACACUGCAACAGCUCGUGUGUGAAGCUAACGUUAGCUUCUGUUUACUUAGCCCACCUGCUAACUGACGUUAUCGUUCACUAGCUUAGUUUUUACUCCGUGACUGGACGUCAGUGUUUAACCUGACAGAUCUGUGGUUUGAUAUAAAGUCUAUGUUCGCAGCUGUGUAGACAACAUUGUGGAGAUGGUGGACAUGGACGAAGAGAACUUUGCUGUUUCCAGUUCCUCUGCGACAGAUUCUGCUUUCGAUGCCGUUAUCGGUUGCAUAGAGAACAUCAUCAUGGAGGAGGAGUUUCAGCAGCUUCAGCAGAGUUUCAUGGAGAAACACUACCUGGAAUUUGACAACUCUGAUGAGAACAAACUCUGCUACACAACCAUCUUCAAAGAAUAUGUUGAUCGACUGGAGAAACACUUGGAGCAGCAGCUGAUGGAGAGAAUCCCAGACUUCAACAUGAACACUUUCAUAGAGCUGCUCAUGCAGCACAAAGACGAGGUGGCAGGGGACAUCGUUGAAAUGCUGCUGACCUUCACAGAUUUCAUGGCCUUUAAGGAGAUGUUUCUGGAAUACAGAGCUGAGAAGGAGGGCCAAGGUCUGGACCUGAGUCAGGGACUGGUGGUUACACCUCUAAUCUCUUCAGGCCUCAAACGCAACAGCUCCCCUGAAUCACAGUGAUGAUGAGUUGUGUUAUUGACUUUUUUUUUUAACCCUGGUGUCGAGCGUGCAAAAACAGCCCCUGAAGACAAUUCAUUUAUGCAUUCCAGUGUGUUUUUUUGUAUUGUUGGGAUGAUUGUUUAAACCUCUCUCUUGUUAAAUAGUGAAGAUGGAAGGAUUUGACUUUGUCGUACUCCACUGGACAUAAAGACUACUUGAAGUAUUCACAUCUCUUUUUAAUUUUACAAGUGAAGGACCAUCCUCUUUUUCAUGUGAUUUAUUUUUUAUUUUUAUUAAGCAUCUAUGAUCAGUAAAGAUCCUGGCUGCACUGUUAGACUGUCUAAAAGAUAUCAACAGUUGUAGGGUACAAAUCUAUUUGCAUCUCAACAACUCAAAGUCAGACAUAAUAUCGUUCCACCCACUAAGCCCCCUCAAUCAGAUUGAACUCAGCCUUGGUACCUGGUCAAUCAAAAAAAUCCCAGUUUCCAGAAACCUAGAAGUUUGUUUGACCAAUCACUCACUUUCAAAUCACUAAUCAAAAAAGUAGUCCAGUCCAAAAUUAAACCAGAACUUUCACACCCGGACUUAUAUAAAGUAAUUCACGCACUAGUCUUCUCCCGACUGGUUGACUGUAACUCCCUCUUCUCUGGCACGAGCCAAAAGUCACUCUCACGCCUCCAACUGGUUCAGAACGCAGCAGCUCGGCUUCUCACUGGUCUGAGAAGGCAACCUCUCAUCACCCUGUGCUUCUCUCCAUUGGCUCCCUGUCCGUAUUAGAAUUGAUUUAAAGAUUUUACUGAUCCUCUAUGUGCCUGCACGCAGCCUUAGAUCCUCAGGUGGAUCCUGCUUACUGUUCCAAAGUCGAGGUUGAAAACUGAAGGUCACUGUGUGUAUUUCAACAGGGCCCCCCUCGGCUUUGGAACGUCCUACCUGAGGAGAUAAGGCAGAGUCAGGGACUUCUUUUAAAUCACUUCUUUAAACCCAUUUUUAUAGAUUUGCUUUCAUGUGAUUCUGUGAUUUCAUCAUUUUCUUUUCAACUUUUAUUUGACUUGUUCACUUAUUUUAAAUGUCAUUUUUACUGCUUUUACGUGUUCAUUUUUUUAUUUAUUGUUCUUGUUUUGUUGUCAAAGCAGUUUGUAAACUGUUUUUUUUAAAGUGCUGUAUAAAUAAAGUUUAUUAUUA